Molecule: messenger RNA, 2696 nt
Organism: Priapulus caudatus
Lineage: Eukaryota; Metazoa; Priapulida; Priapulimorpha; Priapulimorphida; Priapulidae
Product: vacuolar protein sorting-associated protein 52 homolog
Exons: 19
Coding region: 59-2158 (699 amino acids)
Biological process (GO): Golgi to vacuole transport; lysosomal transport; retrograde transport, endosome to Golgi
Cellular component (GO): GARP complex
Molecular function (GO): syntaxin binding
Source: RefSeq, a predicted model, not a curated record
GUAAACCCCAAGAAGUAUUGGAAUUUCGUAGACACAGGGCGCAGCAACACUGUUAGCAAUGCAGACUAUGUUAUAUCUUGGAGAGGGUGGUGAUAUGCAAGACACUAAUGUUCAUCGUUUUGAUAUGGUGUCUGAGGAUAACGUCCUUGAUGCUGUGGAUAUGCACAUUCAAGAAAACCUUGAAGAUGAACUAGUAAAAGAGGCAUUGAAAACUGGUGUCGACCUUAGGCAGUAUUCUAGAGAAAUUGAAUCUGAACUUCUACAAGUUGAGAAUGCUUCAAUACAAGACUAUAUCAAGGAAAGUCAAAACAUUGCCAGCUUGCACAAUCAGAUCACAGCUUGUGAUUCUAUUCUUGAGAGAAUGGAGCAAAUGCUGAGUGGUUUCCAGACAGACCUGAGCAGCAUCAGCGACGAGAUACAGACGCUACAGGAGCAGUCGAUAGCCAUGAACGUAAAGCUGAAGAAUAGACAGAGCGUAAGAGGAGAGCUAAGCCAAUUCGUCCAUGAGAUUGUUGUUCCUGAUUUCAUGAUAAACACCAUAUUAGACGUUCCUGUCACAGAGCGAAAUUUCCUUGAACAACUGCACGAGCUGAACCACAAAAUCAACUUCGUCAAAGAGCAGUCGUUCCACGAUUCCAAGUCGGCGCUAGACGUGAAGGACGUGCUGGAGAAGCUGAAGAUCAAGGCCAUAGCGAAGAUUCGCGAGUUCCUGCUGCUGAGGAUCUAUCAGUUUCGCAAGCCGAUGACCAACUAUCAGGUGCCGCAGAACGCCAUGCUCAAGUUCAGAUUCUUCUAUGAGUUUCUGCUGGCGAAUGAGAGACACGUAGCGAAGGAGGUUCGCGAUGAGUAUGUAGACACGAUGAGCAAGAUCUAUUACUCCUACUUCCGCAGCUACAGCAACAGGAUCAUGAAGCUGCAGUACGAGGACGUCGCCGACAAGGAGGACCUGAUGGGCGUCGAGGACACGGCGAAGCGCGGCCUCUUUUCAUCGAAGCCGCAGCUGAAGCAGCGCUCGACGAUCUUCACGCUGAGUAGCCGCGGCAACAUCCUCACGAGCGAGCUGGAGGCUUCGAUCAUCGUGCCGCACGCCGCGCAGAAGUCUGACAGAAAGUUUGCGUACGAGGCGCUGUUCAGGAGCAUGCACUACGCGCUGCUGGACAACUGCUGCCGCGAGUACCUCUUCCUCACAGACUUCUUCAUGGUCGCCAGCGCCGCCGCGCACGAUCUCUUCUACAUGGUGAUGGGAAAGACGCUCGGAACAUUCCUGAAAGACCUAGAGUAUUGUGUCAACGAGUGUUACGACUCCAUCGCUCUGUUCCUGUGCAUCCACAUCGUCUACCGCUAUCAAGUGAUCAUGCACAAGCGCGGGGUACCAGCACUCGACAAGUACUGGGAAACUGUACAGGAGAUGCUGUGGCCAAGGUUCGAGUACAUCAUGCAUCUCAACAUACAGAGCAUUAAGGACACCGACCCAAGCAAGCUUGGCUCCAUUGAUGUGCGGCCCCAUUAUAUCACGCGCCGGUACGCCGAGUUCUCGGCGGCGAUCGUCGGGCUGAACGAGAGCUUCCCGAGCGAGCGCGUCAAUCGUCUGCUCGCGACGCUGCAGGGCGAGGUCGAGAACUUCAUCCUGCGCAUGGCCGCCGAGUUCCCGCAGCGGCGGGAGCAGCUCAUCUUCCUCAUCAACAACUACGACAUGAUGCUCGCCGUCAUCAUGGAAAGAACUACAGACGAUUCUAAGGAAUCAGAAAGUUUUAAGGAGUUGCUUAACGCACGAACGGAGGAAUUCGUGGAGGAGAUUUUGGCGCCGUAUUUCGGCGGCAUGAUAACUUUUGUCAAGGAGUCUGAGAACAUGAUAGAACGAGGGCAGGCAGACAGGCUAAAGAAAGAUGAAAAGAAAGUGACAAUGAUCGUGCGGUCGUUCAACAGUGACUGGAAGAAGGCGAUAGAUGAUCUAAAUCAGCAAGUGAUGACGAGUUUCACAAACUUUAAGAACGGAACCUCCAUCUUGCAGGGGGCGCUCACGCAGCUCAUCCAGUACUACCACAGGUUCCAGAAGGUUCUGUCGAACCCGCCCUACAAGGUCCUCGCCGUGCGAAACGAACUCAUUAACAUACACCACGUCAUGGUCGAGGUGAAGAAACACAAGCCAAACUUCUGAGACGCGCGCGCGUACACGAGAACCGAUUACGCGCAAUUUUCGGAACACGCUUUUGUGGAUUGCCGGCAGCUUUGCUGUAGUAGGUGUUUCCUGCUACAGAGGCAAUAAUUGUCACCGGGGUACGGGGGCAGGUGGACUGGGCACAAGGUGCCGAGAUACUGGCAUUUACAGUAUAUUGUCGUCUUGUCUACCUAGGCUAGAGUGAGACAGAUAUCCUAUUAUUUUACAUGUACUAAAACUAAUGACUUCUAAAGCAACAUACGGUUCAUAAAUGCAUCAAUCUUUGUUUGUCAUUCAGUCAUACUGACAAUUUUGUUUUUGUAACCAUUUUCCUGUUCCCAUGCAUGCUUAACCUAAGUCAUUCGCUGUCAUUUUUUCUAUCUGGGUGUUGUCAUUGUGUAUAAAAUCAUGUGAUCAUGUUAUCAUAUUUGUAAAUACAUGGAAGGUGGUUUGUCAUUGUUUGCCAUUGGACAUGUUGGGAUCAGUGUUGUAUAUAUUGUUGAUGUACAAUGAAUAAAAAGGAAAACUAAAAUGAAAA